AUGAGUGUCAGUAUCAAGGUGGGCAAGCGCUCCAUCAACAUCACAGCUCAGCCCUUGAGCCAGGAGGCUUUUGCUCCCUUUGGCGACGUCAUCUCCAACCCGCGACCAGAUAUUCAUCCUUCGGCCUUUGCACAGCACAAACUUCCCUCCAACGCGAGCUCCGCCAACCAGGGCUCGGCAAUCCGCUAUGGAGAUGUGAGUCGUCUAGGGAAUCACUACGCGCAGGCUCCUAGUAGGACUGGAGAGCCGAAGAUGUCAAUGUUCGUCUGCGCCGCCCGACCGCUGGAGACUCUGUCCGACGGGUUCGGGAGAUUCACUGUCAAAUUACUGGAACGGCACCCCUUCACCACACAAACUUUCACGCCGUUACCGUCGAGCGCGUCACAAUACCUCGUCAUCGUGGCGCCCAGCCUUACUCCCAGUGCGCAGGACGAGGGCCUUCCCGUACCAGAGGGACUUGGCCUACCCGGGAGAGGGCUGCCAGACCCGAGCAAACUGCGGGCUUUUGUGGCCGACAAGAACCAGGCCGUCACAUAUGGCGCUGGAACCUGGCAUGCCCCCAUGGUCGUACUAGGGAAGGAAGGAACAGCUAUUGAUUUCGUGGUUUUCCAGCAUGCCAGUGGCCAGGGGACUGAAGAUUGGCAACGCUCGACGUACACAAUGGCCGCCGAAAUCACCACUGACGUGCUGAACAAGCUGGAGGAUACAUCUGGCAUCAUUUGCAAGCCAGGAGAGAAUCCCUACGCAGCGUUCAUCAAUGCCUGCAACAAUGACCGUCGAGAGAUCGAGGCAUUGUACACAGCUCACCGCACCAAACGCAACGUCCAGCAGAAGGACAAGUUCCUCUCACCGGACUUUAAGGAGCUCUUUAUCGAUCAGACCUUGCUACGUCUAGAGAAGCCAGAGAUUCAGCCCGGCUUCAAGGAUGAGAGGCAUUGCAUGGCCCUGUGGUCACGGCCUCCUAGCCACAUCAUUCGUCUGGCCACGCACAUUCAGCGCCUCCUCCUGGAGACAUGCCCAGAAAUGUGGCUCAUGUCUCCAUGGAACAUGCACAUGACCACAUUGGAGGUGGCCUUUUCGAAGACGCCUACAGAGAUUGCAGAUCUCGUGGCUUCUAUGCGCUCCUCGCUGCCAUCCAUCGUCAACCACACUCAUAACCACCGUGCUCGCCUGGUCAAGCCGAUGAUCUCAUAUGAUCUGUCCGCCUUUGCCUUGUCUUUUGUCCCUGCGACGGGCGAGCCUCCCCUGUCACCAGCGCCCGCGGCGCCAGACACGGCAGAGAACAUCGUGCAGGGCGACGAGUACACAUACCACCAUGUCCGCAUGGAUAUCUUUGACAAGGUCCAGAAGGCAGGCGUCGAGGUCGGCUCAAGGUAUCAGGUCCCAAGCGCGCACAUUACGCUGGGGCGUUACAUCACGCAGGCCGAGCACGAUACUCCUGAGAAGAGGCAGGCCUGGGUGGACCGCAUCGACGAGAUCAACGCGUGGCUGGAGAAGGAGGUCUGGGAUGAAAAAGACAGCGACUUCAUUGGCGAGUGGAUGGUGGGACAGGAACGCAGCAUCGACGCCAGGAUCGGAACGAUCUGGUACGGUGGAGGCAGAACGCUGGUGGUGGGCGAGGGCUUUUAG
Messenger RNA from Emericellopsis cladophorae, 1629 nucleotides. RefSeq lists its product as uncharacterized. The transcript is spliced from 4 exons. Gene Ontology annotation, molecular function: ureidoglycolate hydrolase activity; ureidoglycolate lyase activity. The record is from RefSeq and is a predicted model, not a curated record. The coding region runs from base 1 to 1629 and encodes 542 amino acids. Lineage: Eukaryota; Fungi; Ascomycota; Sordariomycetes; Hypocreales; Bionectriaceae. Gene Ontology annotation, biological process: allantoin catabolic process.